AUUCAUUUAAACCGUAGGAUUACAACGAUCAAUCUCCAGAUCGCAGUCUGACCUAAACUCUAAUGCGCUAAAUUAUUCCCCCCAUUCCUCCUCACUGUUUCGUUGAGACUGAUUCAUUUCAGAAUUCUUAAUUCACACUCCUCUUUCCUCUCUCUCCUUCCUGGAUAGACGAGAUUGCUAUUCAAAGGAGAGAAUAAGGCAUGGCGAGUCAACUCGGAGAUUGCUCGACUCCGAGUCUUGCACGAGUCUGAAGCUGAUCAUCGAGGCCGUAAAUUGCAGUAUAAGGGUUUUGGAUCUGGGAUUAUUCAAUUUGCAAUGGGUGAUGAGACUUCUGACACUAUGAAUCUUGAUUUGAAUUUGGGGCCUGGUCCUGAGGCACGGUCAGUAUCUGUACCAAGUGAAUCAGUGAAUUUGGAAGAGUGGAUUGAUGACCCUUUGGAGAGAAUUAGGGAGGCUGUUAGAAUUAAUAGGGCUCAACAGCGCUGGAGAUGGCGUCAGCUUCAAAUUCCUCGUGAAACGCAUCCCCUUUCUGUAGAAUUGAACCAAUUACUAGGAAAUUCUGACAGUGUGAGCACUUUACAAGCUGGUGAGGGUAGUGUUACUGCUGAAGAAAGAAUAAAUGAGGUGCCUAAAACCUGUGAAAAUAACAAUGGAUUUUUGGAAGAUGAAGUGUCAGAGAAAAAGGAUGAUGUUGAGAAUGGAAGUGAUAGUGAUGGGAGCUUCUUUGAUUGUAAUAUUUGUCUGGAUUUGGCUACUGAUCCAGUUGUUACUUGUUGUGGUCAUUUGUUCUGUUGGCCAUGCCUGUACAGAUGGCUACAUCUGCAUUCAGAUGCAAAUGAAUGUCCAGUUUGCAAGGGAGAGGUAACUGUUAAGAAUGUGACCCCUAUUUAUGGCCGUGGGAAUAAUACCCGUGAGCCAGAGGAAGAUUCAAGUCUUGAAAUCCCUGUUAGGCCACGUGCAAGGCGGGUUGAGAGUUGGAGGCAGUCUAUUCAGAGGAAUUCUUUUAGUUUCCCAAUGGAGGAAAUGAUUCGGCGUCUUGGAAGCAGAUUUGAUUUGACUAGGGAUUUGAAUCCAGUGCAGGAUUCAAAUGGCAGUCGUGAAAUUGGAGAUAGGACUUCCUUUCUGAGCAGGAUUAUGACACUUAGAGGAAUGCGCACUGAGCAAAGUCCAAUUGCACCUAUUGAUGACAUAGUGGAUUUAACACAGAGUGGCACAAGUAGCCCUGAUGCAAGGUCAGCCCGCCGGCUUCAUUCGCUGUUACUUCGAAGAUCACAAUCACACUCUCAAAGAUUGUCAGCGCACACUUCAAAUUCUUCUGCUUUGAAUUCUAAUGAAAGGUUAAUUGAGGCAUUUUUGCCUAACCAUCCUUUAGGAAGGAAUCAGGAGCAGCCACAACCGGUUGAUGAUACAGAUUCAUUCUCAAGCAUUGCAGCAGUUAUAAACUCGGAAUCUCAAAUUGACACUGCAGCGGAAAUUGAUUCCAUGGGCUCCCUUUCAACUUCUUCAAGAAGAAGAAAUGAUACUGCAAGAGUCUCAGAUGUGGACACUGGCGACUCUCGUGCACCUAGAAGGAGACGAUUCAACUAGGAAGAGAUCGUCUAGUUAUGAUUAUGUCUUGGAACUUGCUCAAGGUAUGUCAACACAUAUGUAAGUGCUGCCUGCAUUUAUAGUUCUUUCACUUUACAAAGUUUUCACCUCCUGCCAAUGUUGUUGAUUUUCAUGAGGUGGUUGUAUAACUUCCGGCCCUUAUCUACUGCCAAUGUGUUUUGAGAUAUACUGCAUUAAGGGGCAUGUACUCUGAAUUUGUAUGGAGAGUUAAAUUUAUAGAACAAGUAGGCAAUUACCUUCCUCUGUACAUAAAACUUUCAAACUUCAUAGUUUUGGGAAAAUUGCUAAAUUCUUGCGAA
Hevea brasiliensis (rubber tree) is the source of this 1907-nucleotide messenger RNA. RefSeq names its product postreplication repair E3 ubiquitin-protein ligase RAD18. Gene Ontology annotation, molecular function: ubiquitin-like protein conjugating enzyme binding; ubiquitin protein ligase activity. The record is from RefSeq and is a predicted model, not a curated record. Gene Ontology annotation, cellular component: endoplasmic reticulum. Gene Ontology annotation, biological process: ubiquitin-dependent protein catabolic process. The transcript is spliced from 2 exons. NCBI's taxonomy places the organism in Eukaryota, Viridiplantae, Streptophyta, Magnoliopsida, Malpighiales, Euphorbiaceae. Bases 316 to 1587 code for a protein of 423 amino acids.